AUGAAGUCCCUCUUUUCCCUCUCUUUGUUUCUCUUGUUUUCCUCCGUCUUUGGUCAGGUCUUGUCAGACUCCGGCAAUGAGCCUGGCGAGGCUGCCAUCCAACCGCGUACGGGAAGGUUCAUCGUCAAAUUCUCCGGCUAUGGGUCUAAAAAGUUCAAAAAGAGGGAUGGCACCGCUGACACGGGCGCCUUCUAUACCACCCUCCAGAGCACAGGUCAGUCGGCAGAACCGGCUCUCAGCUUCGACUCAUCCGUCUUUCAUGGUGCCUCGUUUGACCUGACCGGCGCCACCAACAAAACACUUGAAGAAAUACGAGCAUUGCCCGAAGUUGAGAAGGUAUGGGAGGCUGGAUUGUUCACUCUCCCAGUCGAGGCGUCUAGCUUCACCCCAGGAGGAAAUGUCGUCUGGAACCCACACAAUGACACAAACGUUAACCUUCUCCACUCUCUUGGCUAUGAUGGUAAGGAUGUUAUUGUUGCUAUCGUCGAUAGUGGCGUCGACUAUACCCAUCCCUCACUCGGUGGCGGUUUUGGACCAGGCUACAAGAUCGACAAGGGAUACGAUCUUGUUGGUGACGAGUAUGACGUUGGUCUUCCUUAUGUGCCAGACGACGACCCGUUUGACUGCCACGGCCAUGGCACACAUGUGUCUGGUAUCGUCGGCAGUAAUUACGAAUUGGUCCCCGGAGUCGCCCCUGGUGCAACUUUGCGUAUGUAUAAAGUGUUUGGGUGCUCGGGAUCUGCAUAUGAGGAUGUCAUUGUCGCAGGUAUGCUGCAGGCGUACGAAGAAGGCGCGGAUAUUAUCUCCGCCUCCCUGGGAUCAAAUGCAGGGUUCGCUGAGACUGCCUUCGCCAUGGUCGCCACAAGCAUUCAUGAGGCUGGUAGGCUUGUGACCAUAUCGGCCGGAAAUGCUGGCGAAACUGGCCCUUUUUAUACCAGCAGCGGCGGUAACGGGUAUGGUUCUCUCGCAAUUGGAAGUGUCUCACAUAAAAACUACACUGGCGCCUACACAGUUGCCCACUCCAGCAGCGGCGAGUCCCGUGAAAUUCUCUACUUGAGCUCGGACCAAAGAGAAUUUGCCCUUGAGGGCAAUCACUCAGCAUACUGGGUUGAGGGCACCAGGGACCUCAGCUGCACGUUGCCCGACAGCGCGUCUCCUAGCAGCGACGAUAUUGUGAUUCUGCCCCGGGGAAGCUGUGUGUGGCAGAUCAUGGAUACUGUCCUUAUCGGUAGGGUAAACUGGGUUUUUUACUAUAACUUUGAGGGAUCAGAGUGGGAAGUCCCCGACCGCUCACUAUACAGGGAUGACCAAGCUACAGGAUUUGCUUUGAUUACGUAUGAAGAUGGUCAGUGGCUGCUCGAGCAGCAUGAGCAGAACUUCACAGUCACAUACGAAUUCGUUCACGACUAUGUUCCCGUGGCUCUCCCGAAGGCAGCGGGAUCAGGAGCCGGUGGAAUUAGUUACUUCAGCUCAUUCGGCCCAACGCUCGAUGCCAGGAUGAAGCCUGAAAUUUCCGCUCCUGCAGGCGGUACAAUUUUCUCCACUUGGCCAGUCUCGCAAGGCAGCUAUGCGACCUACUCAGGUACUAGCAUGGCAUGCCCUUAUAUUGCCGGAGUUGGAGCCCUCUUCUUUCAGUCUCGAGGUGGAAGGAGAGCACUGGGCGACGAAGCAGCGAACAUUGCUCGUGAAAGGAUAAUCGCUAGUGGCGACUUCGUGAUAGCGUCCGAUGGUACUGAGAAUUUGGCUUCUGUCGCACAACAAGGCGCCGGCUUGAUCGAUGCAUUCAAAGUCGUUGAAUAUACGACUACAGUCUCUCCCCCGGUUCUCCAUCUGAAUGACACGGACCACUUUCAAAGUUUUCAUUCCGUGGUGAUUUCAAACCAAAGAGACGAGGCGGUCACUUACCAGGUCGUCCAUCAGCCCGGAGUCACGAUCCUGUCCAAGGGCGCCGGAGACGCCUGGGUUUCGCGCAGUCCAAGCUAUACCUCGGGAGAAGGCAACGUGGCGGAGGCGACGUUGUCCGCGGAGACCAUCACGGUUGGAGCAGGCGGCACGGCAACACUCUCUAUAAUCUUCGUCGAGCCGCCGCUUCCAGCAGCAAACACGUUACCAGUCUACGGCGGAGGAAUUCUCUUAGUGGGCGACAACGGAGAGAUGGUCAAAGUCACGUACAUGGGUGUCAAGGGCUCUAUCUACGCAAGUGACACAUGGGAAAUGCAGCGAGAUGUUCCAUUGAUGCUCAGCGGGUACGGCGGUCUCGUGGAAGAAGGCCACAACUACACAUUCGAGGAUAAUACGGAUAUACCACAACCAUACUUCAACAUCCUGUGGAGCACUCGCGAGCUCAGUAUCGAUCUGGUCGAGCGUGACUGGAAUGAGACUGAUUGGGCUUACCCCUUUGUUCCGGGACUGAACAAGUGGGUUGGCUCGGUCAGGACACGUCCAUCCGGGCUAAGUGACGAGAUCAUCGACUUUCCAUUAUAUUUGUAUCCCAGGGUAGCCGACUCAUCUUUCACCAUUGUGUCAUCCAGCGUGUUGGCCAAUGGGACUGAGAUCCCCAGUGGCCAGUUUAAACUCCUUGCACGAGCGUUGCGCACGUUUGGAGAUCGCAACAAUCCGAAUGAUUGGCAGAUCAAGACGUCGCCCUGGUUCAACAUUCUGCGAGACCGGGAUAAUCCAACCAUCACGUCCAGCACGACCAGCACAACGACAAUGUCGUCGACGACUACAACCACCACGACUACGACAACAGCCCCGGCGAGCUGUGAAGUGACGCCCUUGAUUCUGCAGGCAACGAUGGAGGGUGAGACCUACGAGUUGUACAGAUUCUCCGACUUUUUGGGCAUGGAUCUCGCGGGCACCAAUACAAACUUGGACUUUGCACUGACAGGAGAAAACUAUUUGCAAAUUACGACCCCAGGGCAGUCUACUGUCUAUUAUGCAGCGGCACAUUCGAACUCAAACAGUCUCGUCUACGUCUACACUGCCAGUCGCGUCUCUGGCGCGUGGAGCCAUCUGGUCUGCCAGCUUCAAGGUGGUGAACUUGUGUGCACGACAGGCGACAAGACAGAACUCUAUUAUUGUGGAACAAGUGACGGAUUGCUGAGACAUGGCCCUGCAAUAGUCGAUGGAUGUACAUCAGUGACCUUGGGAGCCACGGCAAAUCCCGAUCCUCGCUGUGGAACUAGCACCAGCACCACACUGACCACUCUUAGCACUAGCAGCUCUACUGUGUUGGCAACGACGACCACAAAUCCCGCUACAUCAACCAUGACCACAACGACGAGUGCCUCGGUGAUGACCACUUCAACUUUGGCGGUGAUCUCGACUACAAUGUUUGCCAGCACAGUCUCCUCAACUUCCCAGUCAUCCACCACCACGUAUUCGACUUCCUCGAGGGUCACAUCUUUGGCGACAACUGAGUCUUCGACUUCGUCCACCGCUUUGAUCUCGACCUCGACCUCAACCUCGACUUCAGAUAAUCCUACGUCGUUGACCACGGCUUCAACUUCGAUAAUAUCCUCGCUCAGUGCUUACACAGCGUCCGGAUUACCGAGUUCGGCAUCUUUGACCAGCAGUACGGUUUCAACCUUGUCCUCAUCAAUCCUGAGUUCGACUCUAUCUUCCACCGGAGGAUCUACACCGGCGAGUCCGACGACCUCGGGGUCCACGGGGACCACCACAACAUUUGCUGGCACGUCAAGCAUCAUGGGCUCUUCCUCUGCACCGGCAACCACUUCCGCGACCUCGGAAACAAGUUCCCAGAGCACUGCUGGCGGUAUAUCUUCGUCCUCUACUCUGGCAACCACUACUACAAGCUCGAACACAGGGUUCCACGCCAUUCCGAGCAUCACUUCAGCGUCAAGCACGGGAGUUACUUCGUCAGCUGAUGCCCCAGUCAGCUCAAGCACCACAACAUCACAUGGCGUGGGUGUAGGACCGAUUGGGGGCACCACUUCAGCGUCAAGCACGGGAGUUACUUCGGCAACUGAUGUCCCAGUCAGCUCAACCACAACAUCGUACAUUGUGAGUGUCGGACCGAUUGAAGGCACUACCCGUUCGACUCUCUCGACCAUUCAUACCUCUCCCGUCUCGGAGACAAGCACGGCAGCCUCCGCCUCUGCCACCACCUCGGUUCCUGGCACGACAAGUGGAAGUUAUACGACUUGGCCGGCAGGCAGUGUCUCCAGCUCUACAAUGACAUCCGUCACUAAGACCGACGACUCUCUUGGGUUGUGGAACGACUGGUGGUCCGCCAGCACCCCUUCCGGAGGUAGAAUCGAUUCCAGCCCCACUUCAAGAGUGACUGAUUACCUUCCGUCAUGGGAUGACUGGGCCUCUACUACCAGUCCAUUCACUGAUUCACUGACCGGACCUCUCGAGACAGGCAAGCCUUGGCCAACAUCGCAAAAGUGGACAACAUCGACUAUCUACACGACGACACUGACAACUAUCACGGCAUGCCCAACGACAAUCCCGCGGUGCCCAGUCGUGUCGCAGACAACCACCGUGAGCACCAUUGUCAUCUCAGUCACAACCACCGUUUGUCCCGUGACUCUUACCUCGGAUAUACUGACGGCGACUGUCUCGAUUGGCCCAGCUCCCACCACCGGCAGUGAAGGCGAAUCCUCCAACAAGUGGAAAGAAUGGUCUUCAGUUUCAGUUUCGACUCGCACAGUGACAUCUCCUGAAGUGUCUUCCACUGCCAUCGAAUCUGUGCCCAGUGCAGCCUCAACAAAUGCCAACCCGGCCAAAUCUGGAGAGACUGCAGCAGGGUCCUCGAAGACUGUUACUGUCACCAACGUCGCCGGAAUCGUCACGUCCGCUAAUAGUCAUCAGUCAGAAAAUGCUGUCGUGACAUCAGUCGUCAUCAGUCCUGUGCUACAAAACACCGUCACCAGCUCCAAGGCUUCUGGAACCUCUUGGGCCACGAAGACGGUCGCAGAGAUCGGAACCGGAACCGGAACCGCCUCGAGAACCGGUGACAUGGCUCAAUACACCGGUGCAGCUUCUCAGGAGAACGUCUCUUCUCUGGUGGUAGGUAUCAUUUCUAUGAUGGUCGUGGUUGCUAUAACUUGGUAA
Capronia coronata CBS 617.96 is the source of this 5082-nucleotide messenger RNA. RefSeq lists its product as uncharacterized. The transcript has 11 exons. NCBI's taxonomy places the organism in Eukaryota, Fungi, Ascomycota, Eurotiomycetes, Chaetothyriales, Herpotrichiellaceae. Gene Ontology annotation, molecular function: serine-type endopeptidase activity. The record is from RefSeq and is a predicted model, not a curated record. Gene Ontology annotation, biological process: proteolysis. Bases 1 to 5082 code for a protein of 1693 amino acids.